Drosophila erecta is the source of this 5618-nucleotide messenger RNA. It is a transcript of the gene Dgk, whose product is annotated as diacylglycerol kinase 1. Gene Ontology annotation, biological process: lipid phosphorylation; diacylglycerol metabolic process; intracellular signal transduction. Gene Ontology annotation, cellular component: plasma membrane. The record is from RefSeq and is a predicted model, not a curated record. The transcript is spliced from 21 exons. Bases 585 to 4226 code for a protein of 1213 amino acids. NCBI's taxonomy places the organism in Eukaryota, Metazoa, Arthropoda, Insecta, Diptera, Drosophilidae. Gene Ontology annotation, molecular function: ATP-dependent diacylglycerol kinase activity; calcium ion binding.
UUCGUUAGUGGACGUGCCGGCGAUCGCAUCUGGGAAGAAGAGCUGGAGAAAGCUCGCCGAAAAUUAAGAAUCGGUCUUGAGUUAAUCAGCAAAUCCCCCGAAACAAACCAUAUAUUUUUGUAGUAAACAUAAAAACAAACAAAAAAAAAAGCUAAAAACCAUAACAAACCAAAUAAACUGAAAAGUGUUUUAUCUUCGCCCUUCGCGAAGAUAUAGAGAUAUCCCCGGAAAACACCUUGUAAAUGAUUUCAAAGUGAGUGUAAACAGAAACUGUUCAACAUACGCCAUGUGCCGGGUAUAAGCGUGAAUAAAUUACAAUUACACGCGUCAAACUGCUCAGCAAAAUAUGCUAGUGAAAAGUGCCACAACAGCAAAAGGAGCCGCACUUUCCAGGUCCUCGGCUGCAGCAAUAAUUUGAGGGAAAGCAGGAAAAGCGAGGACAACCAGGGAAAACCCAUCCAGCGAAAAGGAUGCACUAAGCCCGAGGAGGAGCCCACCCAUCGCCCGUCUCUUUCCGGCACGCUCCCCUGUCGCCGUCUUUUUCUAUCGAAGAACCAGCGCGGAAGAAGCAGCACAGAGACAAAAUGAAUAUUGGCAUCGCAGCACCGAAAUGGGAUAAAUUGUCGCCACGCGAGUUUUUGCAGCUGCAGGAGUUGGCCUCAUAUUCCACCCGAAAGCUGCAGGAUGUGCUGCGGGAGUUCAGCUCGCCGAGUGCCGCCACCACGCCCAAGUGCAUUCCGGAUGGGGACAUUGAUUUCGACGGGUUCCGGCGCUUCCUGGACGCCUUCCUCGACUGCGAGGCGCCGCUGGACCUGGCCAAACAUUUGUUUGUGUCCUUUCUUAAGCCGAAUGUCACCCAGGCCCAGCUGCAUGGCCGGGCACUUAAUCAAAUGGCCGCCAUCAGCAGCACGGCCGCCUGUGCGCCGGUCACGUCGCACACGAAGGGCUCCAUACCAAACAUCAAUAGCAUUGCCGAGCUGAUGCCGCAGUGCAGCGGAGGCGGAGGCGGCGUCGGCGGCACGGGGGGCGUGGCCGGGGCCGAGGGACACGCACAAGCCCGCAGCAGCUUUGUGGACAAAAUCCACGGCAUCACGGAUAAAUUACAGCACUCGCUGGGCGGACAUCUAUCCCACGAUCCCAGCAAGACGGGCAGUGUCCAUCCGAUGCUCACGGUGACGCCGAGUCCCUUGGCCAGCGGACCCAGCAUGUUCCAGGCGAGCAAUCCGGCACGUCGCUCCGUGGACUCCAGUCCCUCGCACUCGGCCACCAACCACUCGCAGAUGUCCCGCAACUCCUCGAAGAAGAGCAGCAAUUCGGUUAAUUGCAAAAUUGAUGCUGACAUGAAGCUCCUCGCGCGAAAACUCUCCCAUUUCGAUCCGCUUACACUCAAGGUCCCGCUGAAGGAUGUCGUCUGCUAUUUAUCACUGCUCGAGGCAGGACGUCCGGAGGACAAGCUGGAGUUCAUGUUCCGGCUGUACGACACGGACAGCAACGGAGUCCUGGACACGGCCGAAAUGGACGCCAUUGUCAACCAGAUGAUGGCCGUGGCCGAAUAUCUCGGCUGGGAUGUCAGCGAACUGCGUCCGAUACUGCAAGAGAUGAUGGUUGAAAUCGACUACGAUGCCGAUGGAACAGUGUCCUUGGACGAGUGGCAGCGAGGCGGGAUGACUACGAUUCCACUGCUGGUGCUCCUGGGUGUCGACAGCACCACGCUCAAGGAGGAUGGCAUCCACGUGUGGCGCCUGAAGCACUUCAGCAAGCCGGCGUACUGCAACCUCUGCCUCAACAUGUUGGUGGGUCUCGGCAAGAAGGGUCUCUGCUGUGUGCUUUGCAAGUACACGGUUCACGAGCGGUGCGUGCAACAUGCCCCCGCGUCGUGCAUCACCACCUACGUGAAGUCGAAGAAACCAAAGUGCGGCGGGGACCUUCUGCAUCACUGGGUGGAGGGCAACUGCUAUGGACGGUGCUCCAAGUGCCGCAAAAGGAUAAAGGCCUACCACGGAAUCACCGGACUUACCUGCCGCUGGUGUCACAUGAUGCUCCACAACCGCUGCGCCUCUUCGGUGAAGAAGGAGUGCACCUUGGGUGAAUACGCCGAGCUGAUUGUCCCGCCCACAGCCAUCUGCCCAGCGGUUCUGGACCGCCAGCGAUCCGUGAACCAGGCCCACAAGAAAUCCCAAAUGCAUCACCACCAGGCCACCCACUUCCAAAUCACGCCGCCGGACGAGCUGAGCUGCCCGCUGCUGGUGUUCGUCAAUCCGAAGAGCGGCGGUCGCCAGGGGGAUCGCAUCCUGCGGAAGUUCCAGUACAUGCUCAAUCCGCGCCAGGUGUACGACCUGUCCAAGGGCGGGCCCAAGGAGGGACUCACGCUCUUCAAGGACCUGCCCCGCUUCAGGGUCAUUUGCUGUGGCGGCGAUGGCACCGUCGGCUGGGUUCUGGAGGCCAUGGAUUCCAUCGAGCUGGCCAGCCAGCCGGCCAUUGGAGUGAUUCCCCUGGGAACGGGCAACGACCUGGCCCGCUGCCUCCGCUGGGGCGGCGGCUAUGAGGGCGAGAACAUCCCGAAACUGAUGGACAAGUUCCGAAGAGCCUCCACCGUGAUGCUGGACCGCUGGAGCAUCGAGGUGACCAACACCCCGCACAGCGAAGAGUUGCGGCCCAAGGUGACGCUGCACUCGAACAUGCAGAAGGUGAUUGAGCUGUCGCAAAGUGUUGUGGUCGACAAAUCGCUGAUGGAGCGCUUCGAGGAAAUCCAGCGGCAGAGCAAGCAGGUGGCCACGACCAUGGGCACAGCGGCCUCCAGCACAUCGAUUAUGAUGGCCAGCAAAACGGAAACGGAAAUGGAAACAAUGGCCACCAUGGAGUUCGGCAGCAGCACGACCACAGCCAACAGGACGACCACGACCACGACCAAGAGCAUUUCGAUGUCCACGUUCGAGACGCAGUGCCUGCAACAGACCCUGCGGAGAGCGAUGAGCAGCAGCAGCAGCAACACGAGCUGCGGUAGUCCUUGCAACGGCAACCAGGAUGUUGAAGCGGAAGUAGAUCCCCAUUCCGUUGGCGUGGCCGAAGUCCGGGAAAAGUGCUUGCCCAGGAGGUCGGGUGAAACGGAAAAGCAAUCACUUGAGACGCUGCUGCUGCAGCACAAAAAGCAGAUGCAACAGCAGGAGCUGCAGCAAGGAGCCUCUUCGCUGGCUGCCGAGGAAGCUGCAACAGCAACGCCAUUCGGGAAUAAUCAAAGCGAUAAUAAUAGCCAGUGCAAUAAGCAAAACAACAUCCUUAAGCAGCAAAUUACAUUGUCAUUGGACUUGUCCGACCAUGAAGACGAGCCCAAGGAAGGCGAUGGCGAUGGCGGGGGCGAUGGCGCGAGGAGCAACGGCAACAGCAUUCCGGCAACACCAGUCACACCAAUCACACCCACCACUCCGAAUGCCACGUCAAGUGUGCCGCCGCAGCAGCAGCAGCAACAGCAUCUCCAGUUCGAGCAGCAACAGAAGCCCAUCAAAGUGCAAUCCGACAAGGACUGCACGGUGCCCUACAACAUAAUCAACAAUUAUUUCUCCGUCGGCGUGGACGCCGCCAUCUGCGUCAAGUUCCACCUGGAGCGGGAGAAGAACCCGCACAAAUUCAACAGCCGCAUGAAAAACAAGCUGUGGUACUUCGAGUAUGCAACAUCCGAGACGUUUGCGGCAUCCUGCAAGAAUCUACACGAGAGCAUCGAGAUUGUGUGCGAUGGCGUGGCCCUGGACUUGGCCAACGGACCCCACCUGCAGGGAGUGGCGCUUCUCAACAUCCCGUACACACACGGCGGCUCCAAUCUUUGGGGCGAGCACCUGUCCCAGAAGCGGAUCCGCAAGAGCGCUGGGCCCUUCGGCAAGAGCAAGAAGCUCCGGGCGGGCGACAAAGAGUUCUCCGCCACCAGCUUCAACUCCGUGGACCUCUCGGUGGCCAUUCAGGACUUUGGAGAUCGGCUAAUCGAGGUGAUUGGGCUGGAGAACUGCCUGCACAUGGGCCAGGUGAGGACUGGACUCCGCGCCUCGGGACGCCGCCUGGCCCAGUGCAGCGAGGUGAUCAUCAAGACGAAGAAAACAUUUCCCAUGCAGAUAGAUGGCGAGCCCUGGAUGCAGAUGCCCUGCACGAUCAAGGUCACCCACAAGAACCAGGUGCCCAUGCUGAUGGCACCGCGAUCGGAGAAGGGACGCGGGUUCUUCAACUUGCUGUGCAGCUGAUUCAGGCGCAGCGCAUCGAGCGACUUCAUGGGUCGGACCGCCCAGGAGUCGGCCGAUGAGCUGGAUGAUGACUUUCGGAUCGUGACUAGAAGCACCACCGUCCAUAACAUAGCCUAGCGUCAAUAGCUUUAGCCCCAGUCCACCCGCGAUCGCAUCGAAUUGGUUUACCCUAGGUUAAGGCUUCCCUUAUGAUGUGGUUAGAUGCGCUAUAUGUAUUAUUGUAUGCAUGUAUGUCGAGUGAGUUACAGAGCUUUAUAUUUAGUGUUAGACUAGCCAAAUAUACAUACAACCGAGUCAAGUCCAUUCCAAUGGGAUCCGAGUGCGGUGGCUGUAUAUAGCAAUACUGCUACGGCUUUAGGCCACAGGAUAUUUUAAGAACACUUUAAAAACGAUAACAUAGCGAAAAUUGUCCAAAGAUGCAACUGAAAUGAGACCAACCAAGCAACCAGAACAACAAACCAAACAAACAGCAUAGCAAUGCGAAUUUUAUGCCUUAGGCUAAGUAAUUUAUUCCGUCAUCACCAGUGGUGAGUGUUGCUGGGAUCGACGAGAUAUAUGUAUACCGACGUAAAACUAAGCACAUAUCAUUGAUUUUCGACUCGAGAUAAUGCAUUUGAGCAGCACUCGCCACUGACCUACGAACUUUACUUUUUUUUGGUAAUUUGGUAAUUUAUAUUGUAUAUAGCGAAACAAAUGUAACUUGACAUGCAAAUGUCAACUAAAUGGUGCAGCUUUAAACGAAAUUUUAUAUAUGAAUACAUAUAUUGUGAUGACACGAAUCGGAUGUUGAACAAUACUACAAACAUGUAUAUUUCAUAUAGUCGUAUAUCUAUUAUUAGUGCUACUAAGGUCCUAACAAAUACAAUACUCAUAGAAGAAUACCCAAAGCCUUUUCACCAUCCAAAAAUCAAGCACUUCUGGAGGGCCAACAUUACCCUCCAAAGUACAUUUUAGAUCGAAAAGCCACAUUCCAAGCAUUUUCGACACCACAUGCAAAUCUGGUAAAGGGAAAUCAUCAAAAAAUCUCGAUUGUUAAAUGUAGUAUCCCUAGAAAGUGUUUAGCUAGUAGUUAUUUAAUAACACAAAACCAAAGAGCACUAUUUUUGAACUAUUAGGUAAUAUGAGCGACACUUCUGUGGAAGAAACCUCAGAUGGAAUGUUAAUUGGAUAUACUCGCAAUAUAAUAUGUGUCCUUUGAAUCGUUACUCCCCUUAGAUGUUCGGAAAAUUAACGCUAAUUUAAAAGCCUAACCACAGUUUUUACAAUUCAAACCUAAUGUUAUGGAGCGCGUCAAGUUGUCCUAGUUAUUUUCCGAAUCCAAAUUGAGUUCUCCUUCUACGUGCCAUCCUAACCCUUGGACUUCCUCAGCAGGAUAUCCCAACUGCACACCAU